AUGACUGCGUUUGAAGAGUUUGGUGUCCUCCCCGAACUGGGGAAGGCGAUUGAGGAGAUGGACUGGACACUGCCAACAGAUGUUCAAGCCGAAGCCGUACCGCUCAUCUUAGGUGGUGGAGAUGUGCUCAUGGCGGCAGAGACAGGUAGCGGCAAGACUGGAGCUUUCUGCUUACCAAUCCUGCAGAUAGUUUGGGAGACGUUGAAAGAUAUACAAGAGGGGAAAACGAGUAAGAUAAUACAGACGAUCUCAACAGAGUUGACUAUGUCGUUCUUCGACCGCAAUGAUGCUCUGGCGGUCACUCCAGACGGUCUGAGGUGUCAAUCCCGUGACCAGAAAGGUUGGCAUGGGUGUAGGGCAACUAAAGGUGUGCACAGCAAGGGUGCCUACUACUAUGAGGCCACUGUCACAGACGAGGGUCUUUGCCGCGUGGGCUGGUCUACACAGGCUGCAAGGCUGGACCUUGGUACUGAUAGAAUGGGAUUUGGUUUUGGAGGCACAGGCAAGAAGUCAAAUAACAAAAACUUUAAUGACUAUGGUGAACCAUACGGAAUGCAUGAUGUUAUAGGGUGUCUACUAAAUCUGAACACUGGUGAAAUAAGCUACACCAAAAAUGGAGUAAACCUUGGAGUUGCAUUCAGCAUAGACCCAAACAGGCGUGGAGAGUGCUACUUCCCAGCUGUUGUACUUAAAAAUGCUGAGAUGAGCUUCAAUUUUGGAAAGACACCAUUUAAGUAUCCACCACCUGCAGAAUAUGUAGCCAUUGCAGCAGCCCCCAAAGACUGUAUGAAAGUGAAUGUAGUAUCAUCAGACAGUGCGGUGGAAGCCACACCAGCCAACAAUGCACCUAGAUGUAUCAUUAUUGAGCCCUCAAGAGAAUUAGCAGAGCAAACUUGCACCCAGAUAACGAAAUUUAAGAAGUACUUAGAGAAUCCGAAGAUUCGCGAGUUAUUGGUAGUAGGAGGCAUAAAUGUGAAGGAUCAGAUCAAUGCACUCAAUGCUGGUAUAGACAUUGUUGUCGGCACGCCGGGACGAUUGGAAGAUUUAAUCCAAGGAGGUUACUUAGCAUUGACUCACUGUCGAUUCUUCGUACUGGAUGAGGCUGAUGGUCUGCUGAAGGCAGGCUAUGGUGAACUGAUUGAGCGACUUCACAGACAAAUUCCUAAGAUCACCUCGGAUGGACGUCGAUUGCAAAUGGUUGUCUGUUCAGCUACUCUACACGCUUUUGAAGUUAAGAAGAUGGCGGAGAAACUGAUGCACUUCCCGACGUGGGUAGAUCUGAAAGGGGAGGACUCAGUGCCAGAGACCGUGCACCACGUGGUCGUCAAUGUGGACCCGCAGAAGGACCGCUCAUGGGAGACUCUGCACAAGCACGUGCAGACAGACGGCGUCCACUCAAAGGACAACAUCCGCAGCGGUAACACAACUCCAGAGACACUGUCGGAGGCCAUCAAGAUUCUCAAGGGAGAGUACUGCGUACGUGCCAUAAAGGAACAUAAGAUGGACAGAGCCAUAAUCUUCUGCCGCACAAAGUUAGACUGUGAUAACAUGGAAAGGUACCUAAAGUCGUACGGUAGCGAGUUUAGUUGUGUCUGCCUCCACGGUGACCGCAAGCCAGCUGAACGUAAAGGCAACUUGGAGAAGUUCAAGUCUAGCCAAGUCAAAUUCCUGAUCUGUACUGAUGUUGCCGCCAGGGGUAUUGAUAUAUCUGGACUGCCAUUCAUGAUCAACGUGACUUUGCCGGACGAGAAAUCAAACUACGUGCAUCGCAUCGGUCGUGUCGGUCGUGCGGAACGUAUGGGUCUUGCUAUCAGUCUCGUAUCCACUGUACCCGAGAAGGUGUGGUAUCACGGCGAGUGGUGCUCGUCCCGCGGCCGUAACUGUUGGAACACGAACCUCACGGACGACCACCCCCGGGGCUGCUGCAUGUGGUAUAAUGAACCACAGUAUCUGGCCGACAUAGAGGACCAUCUGACGAUCACGAUUCAGCAGAUUGCGACCGACAUGAAGGUGCCCGCUAACGAGUUCGACGGUAAAGUUGUGUACGGACAGAAGAAGAGGCAGACUGGCACUGGAUAUCAGGACCACGUGAGCCAGAUGGCGCCAGUAGUGAAAUCUCUUCAGGAACUAGAGUCGCAAGCACAGCUCUACUAUCUCAAACUGCAUCAUAACGUAACCAUUGGUUGA
Spodoptera littoralis (African cotton leafworm) is the source of this 2187-nucleotide messenger RNA. Lineage: Eukaryota; Metazoa; Arthropoda; Insecta; Lepidoptera; Noctuidae. The record is from the annotation of a GenBank genome assembly.